AUGACGAUCAUCGCUACCGCCGCUUGUCCUUCUUCUGCCGCCGCCACCGCCGCCAGCGCAGCCCGGAACAACCGCGAAGCCGCCGCUGUCGCAGAGGAGCUAGAAGCCAGCUCCCUGGUGGUGGUGCCCCGCGCCCUGCACCUGGACAACGUGGCGGCGGUGGCGGCCGUGGGCCCGCUGUUGAGCUCGGGCGCCCGGCGGGAGGCGUUCAGGGAACACCUGGGGCAGGUGGCUUGCUGCCUAGCGAUAGAGCGGGCCAAGGGCGCCGAAUCCUUCUGGCUGCCGUACGUUCGUACACUGCCAGACAUGCCCCCUAAUCCCUGGCUACUGACGGGUACGGACCUAGCCGAGGCAGCUCGGCGGCGGUACGGCGGAAUGGCCGAGGAGACGCUGGAGGUGGUUGGCUCUGACCGGGCGCAACUGAAGCUAGACCACGAGGGCCUUAUGUGGGCCAUUGGGCAGGUGGUGUCGCGCUCAUUGGGGUCGGGCCGCGCGUCCGGCCUGCUGCCCCUCAUCGACAUGGCCAACCACUGCUCGGCAGCCCGACCGCCCCUCAUGAUGCUGGACGAGCAAGACAGAUUGGUGUUCACACUGACCAGCAUCAGGAACGGGGAGCUGGCACCCCUGGAGACUGGACAGGAGUUGUUCAUCAGCUACCAAGCGGAGGACAUGAGCCCCCUUCAGGCCUGGCUGAAGCAGAGUAAAAAUAUUUGA
This is a messenger RNA of Volvox carteri f. nagariensis, 714 nucleotides long. RefSeq lists its product as uncharacterized. Gene Ontology annotation, biological process: peptidyl-lysine monomethylation. The coding region runs from base 1 to 714 and encodes 237 amino acids. Lineage: Eukaryota; Viridiplantae; Chlorophyta; Chlorophyceae; Chlamydomonadales; Volvocaceae. The transcript is spliced from 7 exons. The record is from RefSeq and is a predicted model, not a curated record. Gene Ontology annotation, molecular function: protein-lysine N-methyltransferase activity.